GGCGAGCCCGGGGCCCGUCGGCCCCCCGGCCGGGGACGGGGCGCGCCCGAGGCCCGGCGGAGGGGGGGUCCGCCAUGGAGCCCCGCAUGGAGGCCUGCCUGGCCCAGGUGCUGCAGAGGGACGUGGGGAAGCGGCUGCAGGUUGGCCAGGACCUCAUGGACUAUUUCUCCGACAAGCAGAAGUCGGCCGAACUGGAGCACGACCAGACCCUGCUGGAUAAGCUGGUGGACGGACUGGCCACGUCCUGGGUCAACUCCAGCAACUACAAGGUGGCUCUCCUUGGGGUGGACAUCCUGUCCGCGCUCGUCACCCGAUUGCAGGACCGCUUCAAAGCGCAGAUCGGUACAGUGCUGCCGAGUCUAAUCGAUAGGUUGGGCGAUGCUAAAGAUUCCGUGCGAGAACAGGAUCAGACCCUGCUGCUGAAGAUCAUGGAAGAAGCCGCCAGCCCUCAGUACGUCUGGGACCGAAUGCUCGGAGGGUUCAAACACAAGAACUUUCGCACGAGAGAAGGAGUUUGUCUCUGCCUUAUUGCAACACUCAAUGCCUCCGGAGCCCACAGUUUAACACUAAGUAAGAUCGUGCCACAUAUAUGUAAUUUACUUGGUGACCCAAACAGCCAGGUUCGAGAUGCAGCCAUAAACAGCCUCGUGGAGAUUUACAGACACGUAGGAGAGCGCGUGAGGGCGGAUCUCAGUAAAAAAGGAUUGCCGCAGUCUCGGUUGAAUGUCAUCUUCACAAAAUUCGAUGAAGUUCAAAAAUCUGGAAUGAUGAUCCAGGGUUCAGGAGAUAAGAAUUUUGACGAUGAAGACUCCGUGGAUGGGAACCGGCCUUCGUCAGCCAGCUCUUCCGCCUCCUCCAAGGCCCCUCCGAGCGGCCGGAGAAGCGUGGGCGCGGCGACCACCCGCAGACUCGGCUCUGCGGCCCUGGGAUCCAAGUCCUCAGCUGCCAAAGAAGGGGCUGGUGCCGUUGAUGAGGAAGACUUUAUUAAAGCAUUUGAUGACGUCCCCACCGUACAGAUUUAUUCCAGUAGAGACCUGGAGGAGUCCAUAAAUAAAAUCAGAGAAAUAUUAUCUGACGAUAAACAUGACUGGGAACAGAGAGUAACCGCUCUGAAAAAAAUUCGAUCCUUGCUUUUGGCUGGAGCUGCUGAGUAUGAUAACUUCUUUCAACAUUUACGUCUGUUGGACGGAGCUUUCAAGCUAUCUGCUAAAGAUUUGCGGUCUCAGGUAGUGCGGGAGGCCUGUAUCACAUUGGGGCAUCUGUCAUCAGUUCUGGGAAACAAGUUUGACCAUGGAGCUGAAGCCAUCAUGCCAACCAUCUUUAAUUUAAUUCCGAACAGUGCCAAAAUCAUGGCCACUUCUGGUGUCGUAGCUGUGCGGUUAAUCAUCCGACAUACUCACAUCCCCCGGCUCAUACCCGUCAUAACUAGUAACUGUACCUCGAAGUCGGUUGCAGUCAGAAGGCGCUGUUUCGAAUUUCUAGAUUUGCUCUUACAAGAGUGGCAAACGCAUUCACUAGAAAGGCACAUAUCAGUAUUAGCAGAAACGAUAAAGAAAGGAAUACACGAUGCUGACUCAGAAGCAAGGAUAGAAGCAAGAAAGUGUUACUGGGGCUUCCACAGUCACUUCAGCAGAGAAGCAGAGCACUUAUAUCACACUCUAGAGUCAUCCUACCAGAAAGCCCUGCAGUCCCAUCUGAAGAAUUCGGACAGCAUCGUGUCCCUGCCUCAGUCAGAUCGCUCCUCCUCGAGCUCUCAGGAGAGCCUCAACCGCCCCUUGUCUGCCAAAAGAAGUCCAACGGGAAGUUCUACAUCUAGAGCUUCGACCAUCGGCACCAAGUCCGUGUCGACGCCUGGAUCGCUGCAGCGGUCGCGCAGUGACAUCGAUGUCAACGCAGCAGCGAGCGCCAAGUCCAAAGUUUCAUCUUCGGCGGGCUCUACCCCUUUCAGUUCCGCAGCAGCCCUGCCCCCGGGAUCGUACGCGUCUUUAGAUGGUACUACCACUAAAUCGGAGGGUCGGAUUCGGACGCGGCGGCAGAGCUCCGGGAGCACAACCAAUGUCACCUCCACCCCUUCGGACACGAGAGGCCGGAGUCGCGCCAAAGUGGUCUCGCAAUCUCAGCGAUCCAGAUCAGCUAAUCCUGCUGGUGCUGGGAGCCGCUCGAGUUCUCCAGGGAAGCUGUUGGGAAGCGGUUACGGAGGCCUCUCCGGGGGAUCGUCGAGAGUGCCCCCGGUUCCCGCGUCCUCCGAGAAACGCAGCAAGAUCCCCCGGAGUCAGGGCUGCAGUCGGGAGACGAGUCCAAACCGCAUGGGAGUAGCUUGGAGCAGUCGUAUCCCCCGGCCCAGCGUAAGUCAGGGGUGCAGCCGCGAUACCAGCCGCGAGAGCAGUCGAGAUACGAGCCCUGCUCGGGGCUUUCCUCCGCUUGCCUCUCGACGUCAUUCCAGAUCCACUAGCGCUCUCUCCACCGCUGAUUCUGUUGGGCAGUCAGAUCGGUUUGGACUCGGGCAGCCAGGGAGGAUUCCCGGCUCCGUCAGCGCCAUGAGAGUCUUGAGCACAAGCACUGACCUUGAGUCAGCCGUAGCCGACGCCUUGCUGUUAGGAGACUCCAGGAGCAAGAAAAAGCCAGUGAGGAGGAGAUACGAGCCGUAUGGGAUGUAUUCCGACGACGACGCCAACAGCGACGCCUCGAGCGUGUGCUCGGAGCGCUCUUACGGCUCCCGAAACGGAGGCAUCCCCCACUACCUGCGGCAGACCGAAGACGUGGCGGAGGUCCUCAACCACUGCGCCAGUUCCAACUGGUCCGAGAGGAAAGAAGGCCUCCUGGGCCUGCAGAAUUUGUUGAAGAGCCAAAGAACCCUGAGUCGAGUAGAAUUGAAAAGACUGUGUGAGAUCUUCACUCGGAUGUUCGCUGAUCCUCACAGCAAGAGAGUUUUCAGUAUGUUCCUGGAGACCUUGGUGGACUUUAUAAUAAUCCAUAAGGACGACUUGCAGGAUUGGCUGUUUGUCCUUCUGACUCAGUUGCUGAAGAAAAUGGGGGCAGACUUACUUGGCUCUGUACAGGCCAAAGUUCAGAAGGCUCUUGAUGUAACCAGAGAUUCUUUUCCGUUUGAUCAGCAGUUUAACAUUUUGAUGAGAUUUAUCGUAGAUCAGACGCAGACGCCAAACCUCAAGGUCAAAGUUGCCAUCCUGAAGUACAUCGAGUCGCUGGUCAGGCAGAUGGAUCCAACGGACUUCGUCAACUCUAGCGAGACGAGGCUUGCCGUCUCCCGAAUUAUAACCUGGACAACAGAACCAAAGAGUUCCGACGUGAGGAAGGCCGCUCAAAUCGUUCUGAUCUCGCUGUUUGAACUGAACACUCCCGAGUUUACCAUGUUACUUGGUGCCUUGCCCAAAACAUUCCAGGACGGGGCCACUAAGCUUCUACAUAACCACCUCAAGAACUCCAGCAACACCAGUGUGGGCUCUCCCAGCAACACCAUUGGCCGAACUUCCUCACGCCAUUCCAGCAGCCGGACCAGUCCGUUGACCUCACCUACCAACUGUUCCCAUGGAGGCCUGUCGCCCAGUCGGUUCUGGGGUUGGAGUGCCGAUGGGCUGUCGAAGUACACCCCUCCCCUUUCUCAGCCUAACUCCAUCCCCACUGCUCCUUCCCACAAGACUUUCAGGCGUUCUUACUCUCCCAGCAUGCUGGAUUAUGACACCGAGAACCUCAACUCAGAUGAAAUCUACAGCUCUCUUCGUGGAGUCACAGAAGCGAUUGAAAAAUUUAGUUUUCGUAGCCAAGAGGAUCUAAAUGAGCCAAUUAAAAGGGACGGCAAGAAGGACUGUGAUAUUGUUUCCCGAGAUGGGGGGCUAGCAUCUCCGGCCACUGACGUCCGGGGAGGGAGCGACGCGGUGGAAGGAGGUGGCAGGACGGCCCUCGACAACAAAACCUCACUCCUGAACACCCAGCCGCCUCCGCGGCCUUUCUCCGGGCCCCGGGCUCGAGACUACAACCCCUUUCCUUACGCGGAUACAAUCAACACGUAUGACAAGACCGCCCUGAAAGAGGCUGUGUUUGACGACGAUAUGGAUCAGCUUCGUGACGUACCCAUUGACCACUCUGAUUUGGUGGCUGACCUUUUGAAAGAAUUAUCCAACCACAAUGAGCGAGUGGAAGAAAGGAAAGGAGCCCUGCUGGAGUUACUCAAGAUUACCCGGGAAGAUAACCUUGGCGUUUGGGAGGAGCACUUCAAAACUAUUUUGCUCUUGCUGCUGGAAACCCUUGGAGACAAAGAUCACUCGAUACGAGCACUGGCCCUAAGAGUUUUGCGGGAGAUUCUGAGAAACCAGCCGGCCAGGUUUAAAAACUACGCAGAGUUGACCAUCAUGAAAACUCUGGAAGCCCACAAAGAUUCCCACAAAGAGGUCGUCAGAGCCGCUGAAGAAGCGGCUUCCACCCUGGCCAGCUCGAUACACCCUGAACAGUGUAUCAAAGUACUGUGCCCGAUUAUCCAGACGGCGGACUACCCUAUUAAUCUGGCUGCCAUUAAGAUGCAAACCAAAGUCAUCGAGAGGAUUUCUAAGGACUCCUUGCAUCAACUCCUUCCUGACAUCAUCCCGGGGUUGUUACAGGGGUACGAUAACACCGAAAGCAGCGUCCGCAAGGCCAGUGUGUUUUGCUUAGUCGCCAUUUAUUCGGUGAUUGGAGAAGAACUGAAGCCUCACCUCGCGCAGCUCACGGGGAGCAAGAUGAAGCUCUUGAACUUGUACAUAAAGAGAGCCCAGACCACCAAUAGCAACAGCAGUUCAUCAUCAGACGUUUCAACGCACAGUUAAUGGGAGAUAUCUGGACCUAUGCGUAGACUUAGAAGCAUCAGCGGUGCCUCUCAGAAACCUUCCUGCUGUUUCCUUCCCUCCGUUGGUUGCCCAGUCACUACAAGGAGACCACACAGAUAUUUAUUGCAAUCAGUAUUCUAGCCAUUUCCAGCUUUUAUGUAGAUUCUUAUCGGUAUUGAAUGUAAAGGAAGCAAGGCCUGAGUUGCAGUCUUCGUACCAAAAAGCAAAACGCCCCCAGAAUACAAAAGCCAAACAUCGACAUUUUUGCGUAGCCUGCCGAAAUUUUAGAAGUAUAUUUAAGUGGCAGGGUUUUUAAAUGAAGCCCCUGUAACGGCUUCCUCCUUUAAAAUAAAACGAGGAACUCUGUAGAAAAUCAAAUCGACUCAGCAUUGGGGUUGUAAUCCAUGUGCCACCUUUUUCCGCGUAACCGGUUUCUUUCGUUUUGGGUGUAGCCGUUUCAGGUAGACCUUGCGGCUUUCACAAAUGAAAAAGAGUGAGAGAGCGCGUGUAUGUGUUUGUGUGUGUGUGUGUGUGUGUGUGUCACACAUGCGCAUGUGUGUUUCAAGUUGUUAAAAAUGAAAAUGUGAAAUAGUGGUCAGCAUUGCUUCAGAAGAGCAAAGCAACCUUUAAUCCCAUCCGGAACGUUUCCUCAUUUCAGCCUAUAGAUGGGAUGAACAGUGUUUCACCUCACAGCCUAGAUUCAGAAAAUGGACUUUUCUGCCCUCUCUACUGCUUCACCAGACUGUACCGUACAGUGAGACUGGUCUGGCCUCACCACUUUUAAUUAUCUGGAGUUCAACCGUCUCUCCCCAAGGGCUCAAACUCCUUAAAAGGUAUUUUCAAGUGAAUUUGAAUCUAAAAACAUCGAACAAAAUCAAUCAUGGCAUUAUUUAAUGAAUUCCUGUAGUAGUCAUUCUAAUUUGCGGGGAGGGAACAGGAAGGGAUUUUAUUUUUAGGAACUUAAUGAAAAUUUUUUUCAUUUAAUUCCAUCUUUGGGAUACCUUCAGCAAUCUGAAGAAAGGAAGGAGUCACAUUCUAACAGUUUCUGUCAUAUUUGUAAUAGCUCUUUUAUAUUUUUUUUUGUUACAAAUUCCUUUUUCCUCACCAUAUUCAUGUUGGCCCUGUCGCUCCUCCGAGGUUUAUUUUGAACAUUUUUCUAGUUCAUAUGGAGAGGACCACUAAUAUACCAUUUUUUGCGUCCGGUCUCACUUUUUAAAUAUAGGUCAGUUUGAGGAGCUGACACAAUCCUAGAAAGAGAAUGACUUUGAAUAAUAUUCAUCGUCUCAAUCCAAGUUCUUAUUUGAUGAAGGGGCUCAGCAGAAUAAAAGACAAGGUUAGGAAUGGCACUGAAUGGAAAUUCUAUGUCACCAAAUUAGGAAGGGAGUUUAAAACCUAACCUCAGUCAAACCGUAAAAUGAGGUUGAAUAUUAGACUUCCAGCCCAACCACUGCUUUUCUCUUGACUGAAUAAAAAACGCAAUGCCUUCUAUUUUUUACAACAUUGAGUGUAGGUGAAAAACACUCGCUGCAGAUUUGUGCUAGGAUAUGAUUGAAAAUAAUUAAGUACAAGUCUGAAGUAGAGUUCUCAUUAGAGACCAAACUGUUCCCAUUUAUGGUGUCCUCAUUCUCACCUGGUUUUAAUGCACAUUCUUAAAGUCUUUUUGUUCAUUUUUACGAGGAAUAGCGUUUGGGUCGACUAAUGAGGCAAAUGGGUAUUUUCUAAAUUGGGAAAUAUCUGACCGGUCGCAUAUUUGGGUUUUUGUGGGGGGUUUUUAAACCUCCCCAUGAUGCAGCAUUUUUAAAAUGGGCUAUUUGUUGCAGGUAGAACACCACUGUAGUGGGCAAUUGAGAGAAAAGGAAACCAUAACAAUUUGAACCCCCUCGCGAGAAAUGAGUGUGCAUAAAUCACUUUUAAGAUUUGCGAGAGGUAGAAUCUGAAACCCUCCCUGACUCCCCUUCCCCUUGGGGUUUUAGAUUUGAGGUGGUGAAUGAAUGGCAUACUGUAGCAAAUGCAUGAGUCUAAUUCAUUCUCAAAUGAUUGUAGAUGUUUUACCGAAGCAUAUAGUCCACACUGAGAGUGAACGCACUGUAAUGUCCAGGAGCUGACAGGGCAAAUCCGCUAACACUACAGUAGGGAAUUUUAAUGUGUAUUUUAAAUGGGUUUGGAAAAUAUUGCUGCUCUUAGGAGAACUCAGUGAUGGAUAUGAAUUGUCGAAUGUUAUUGGCGAAAUGGGGCCCGCAAGACUUACAACCAGGCCUUACUUUCUCGAUCAGAUACUGUCUUCUUUGUCAUCAAACGCUCAUUAAUGUGAUUUUUUUUCCCCCACUUCGCGGUCCGUCCAAGAUUAAUUAAUCCUUUGAGUACCCUACUGUAGAUGUAUGUUGCACCCUGGAGGAGAUAUUCUGGGUAGAUUAUUUAUAAGUUUGCUUAAGUAUAAUGUACAUAGUAAAGUUUUGUUUUUGCUCCCCUUCUCCCAUUUUAGUUGGGAAGGUUUCUCGAGGACUGUCUACAUUUCCCCUAGCGCUCAAGGGGCUAGCCGUGGAUAUCAACUUUAAAACCUCUAACCCGAUUUGCAAACGAAAAGAAAACCGUUCCAUCAUUUUUCAGCACGUGUCAAGGUCUCCCUGGCUGUAGGUCGGCAGCGGUUUUUGAACCCGUGCAUGCUCACAGCAGCGAGGGAGAGUCUGCACGCGCCCACGUUCCCCCCCAAAGCAUCAUCCCGGGGUGAUUCCAUAACCCCAGCGCGAUCCAACGUAGCGGACGCCUCCCGUUAAACGCCCCCGUCAUGCGGGGCUGUAGCUCGUUUUCAAAUAAUAAUAAUAAUAAUAAAAAGCAACGCAAGGUUCAUCCAUUUGCCGACCACGCUCCCCACCUCUGAGCCCUCGGAGCCCCGAAAGGUGAAACGAUGAUAAACCGUCCCUCUCCAGCUCCAGCCGUGGCAUAAAUCUGAAAUCAUGACCCCGUCGUGAUUCCCCAAUGAUCUGGGGCAGAUUAGUCAGUAUGUAUCCUCCCCACAGUUUUAAGUACUGUAGUUCUCAUGUAGUGCAGAAUUAUCGAGGCAUGUGGCUUUCUCAAGGUACACUAUGUGUGCUAGGCUGGGUUAUCAACAACUUCGAUUCAAGACUGUCUUUUCUAUUGCUUAUUAAUAGCUUACCAAUAACCUGUAUAAGUAAUGCAACUUGCAUCUUUGUCAUAUAAACCUUCUUCCCCCACCCCCUUUAUUUAUCAAGCAUCGUAUCCCAUAUUAAGUAAGGGAGAGUAAACGGAACUCCGUAGAAUCACAGCAAGACUUAGCUAACAGGAAUGUUGGAACUGAGAAAGAACCGAAACCGUCAGAAUGGGUUUGUUGGCAGAGGGUUCGUGCGCAUGUUUUUCUUUUUCUUUUCUUGCUUUUGUCAUGUUACAUCCAUAUCUGUAUUUAUAUCUUAUUAUUUGUUUCACUUUUGAGUGUAUCAUGGCAAAUGUACAGAUGAUUUUUGUUAACAUUAACGUGAUAGAAUUUGCUAAAAAUGACAAAAAAAAAAACCCUUUUCAGUUUGCCCUAGAAUAAAUGAAACUUAAGUUUAAUUU
Messenger RNA from Tachyglossus aculeatus (Australian echidna), 8387 nucleotides. It is a transcript of the gene CLASP1, whose product is annotated as cytoplasmic linker associated protein 1. Gene Ontology annotation, biological process: mitotic spindle assembly. Gene Ontology annotation, cellular component: spindle microtubule; mitotic spindle; microtubule organizing center. The record is from RefSeq and is a predicted model, not a curated record. The transcript has 42 exons. Gene Ontology annotation, molecular function: kinetochore binding; microtubule binding. The coding region runs from base 75 to 4817 and encodes 1580 amino acids. NCBI's taxonomy places the organism in Eukaryota, Metazoa, Chordata, Mammalia, Monotremata, Tachyglossidae.